Messenger RNA from Limanda limanda (common dab), 2469 nucleotides. RefSeq names its product chromosome 1 C2orf42 homolog (gene c1h2orf42). The record is from RefSeq and is a predicted model, not a curated record. The transcript has 8 exons. Bases 107 to 2077 code for a protein of 656 amino acids. Gene Ontology annotation, cellular component: nucleus. NCBI's taxonomy places the organism in Eukaryota, Metazoa, Chordata, Actinopteri, Pleuronectiformes, Pleuronectidae.
GGCGACGGUCGAGGCGGAUCUGGAGCCAGAGUGAAGCUGGUUUGACCAAACAGAGCCGGAGACAGGUUCACAUCCUUUCACCUCCAGCUGAACUCUCAGUAGCAGAAUGGAGACUGAAGUGACAGUGUCCUCCUCCUCCAGCGUCAUCUCCUCCUCCGCUCCGCAGACGUUGACCACUCAGGCCAACCUGGCAGCGAAACAGCGAGACGGCAGGAAAAGCACAUCCACGACUCCAUCCUUCCUCUCCAACCUGGGGAGGGCCACCCUGCGCGGCAUCCGCAAGUGUCCUCAGUGUGGCGUCUACAACGGCACCCGGGGGCUCAGCUGCAAGAACAAGGCCUGCGGGGUAUCGCUCCGAAAUGCCUCAGCGGGAGUCAGAACCAGGAAGAAAUGUGCGGUGGAGGUGGUGAAGGUGAUAAUAGACAGCGAUGAGAGGGUUGGGAAGGAGCGCGACGGAGGAGGAGUCCUGGGCGGCGGCACGGGCGGAGGAGUCCAGGUGUUUUCAGUGUGUCACAGAGGGAGAGGAGCCACAGCCACACAGCUGGGCUUCGUUGAGCUUGUCCCUACCGACACUGCCAUAGCGACCGGUGACGGCGCCACCCUGCUGACCCGCAUCAACCUGGGCCGCUGCUUUCUGCCCUCUUGCAGGCAAGGUCAAAGGUCAAAUCAGGGCGAGGCAGACUCGGGGGCGGCCAAUUCCAAGCAGUCCUCGGACAGCCUCUGCAUCCACAUCAAACAAGCCAUAGAGUGUCAGAGCCGCGCCACUCCGCUGACCCUAAAGAGCUCCGUGCUGGAGAGUUUACAGGCCUCCAUCCAGGCCAGGGAGGAGCUGUGGAGGCUGGCCACCGAGUCGCCGGGCCCCCUGGUGCAGCGCGUCUCCAAAGACAUGCUGGUGGUGAAGUGCCACACGGAUUCCCAUCAUCCUCUGGGCCUCCUGCAUCUCACCGUGGGUGCCGCCGGACUGUCCGAGGUUUCCAAGAGUCAGAGAAAGGGCAGAGAGAUGCAGCAGCAGCACAGUUUUUUCCACUGUGCCUGCCAGGUCAGCAGCAGCAGCAGCAGCAACAGCAGGAGGAACAAACCCGGUGUUGAUGGAGCAGGUGGAGCCUUUCACUCUCCUCCCAGCUCGGCCUCACCACAACCCUGCCUUCACUUCUACGCCUGCGUGUGCGCCUUUGCGAGCGAUGAGAAACUGGCUGCCGAGUUCGCUCCUUUCAUCGGCUACACGCCCAGUGCUGUGCAGCGAAAUUCUCCCAGUGGCUCAGCAGGUCACAGUGAGAAGCCCCUGCAGCAUCAGGCCGAAGCAGCCAACUCUCAUCACAAAGCAAAGAAAGUUCGCCUGGAGGAAUCUCUCUCUGGGGGUACGCAGGUUGUGGACGAGCGCACAGUGACGUUGGGUUUCCAUCAGUGGCUGGCCAGUGUCACAGAGAGGAUCCACCAGACCAUGCACUACCAGUUCGAUGGGAAACCACAACCUCUGGUGUACCACAUUUCUCAGGAGUUCUUCAACGCGUUGCAGCAUCGUCUUUCGCUCGGAUCGAAGAAGAGGAGGCUGCCAAACUUCACAACAGCCUUUGUGAGAAAUGAUGGACUUCCUCUCGGCUCCUUCUCCAAGUACACCUGGCACAUCACCAACCUCAUGCAGGUCAAACGCCUCUUCGAAACGCCAGAGCUGCCUCUGGAGGUCUAUCAGAGUUUUGUGAAAAACAUAGAUGGCUCUUAUUCCCGUUUUCGCUGUCCCGAGCCUCUUCCCGAGCCAGAACUACCAGAGGGAUACAGGACAGAUCGGCCGCAGGCCAUAAGACCCAUGGAGCUCCGCACCUUCCUCAAAGUCGGACCUGGCAUGGCGGCAGAUCAGAAGGAGGCCAGUCCCUUUGUGAUCGAGUGGAUCCCGGACGUUCUCCCUCGCUGUCAGAUGGGAGAGCUCAGGAUCAGCUUUGAGUUCGGCCACCAGAAGAGCGGUCAGCCGGAGAGCCACUGUGAGAAGAUAAGCACGCCGGAGAAAGGGGCGCGCAACAAGUCCGAGUCCACCCAAUUGAAAGUCUCGAAGGCUGUGGACGUCCUUCAGGUGGUCGUCUAGUCGUCCUCCAGCCUCCUCCUUAUUACACUGUGUUAACAUCUCCUGAUUUAACUGCAACGUGUCUGAGAGAUGAAAUAUAGAAAUAUGUACGACUCAUUUAUCCAUGUUAUAUUAUGCAAGAUGUGGAUAAUCACCCGCAGCCCCAUCAUGUAAUAUAAUAUUGUUUAACAGUAUUAGUUUGUUGUGGAGUCCUCAUGUUAAUGCCUUUUCCUUAAUGCUGAAUAUGCACAAAGUAAAGAAACUAUAUAUUUAAAAGUUAUUUUUUAUAUAUGUCAAAGACAGAUCAUACGACCAGUUGAGAACAUUGUAGAAUCGUGUAUUUAACACUAAAGGAAAUAGACUGGAUAACUUUUCCUAACAGUGAAAACCUACCUGUACGUUUAAAAUUUCAA